Molecule: messenger RNA, 2498 nt
Organism: Pogonomyrmex barbatus (red harvester ant)
Lineage: Eukaryota; Metazoa; Arthropoda; Insecta; Hymenoptera; Formicidae
Product: BRO1 domain-containing protein BROX
Source: RefSeq, a predicted model, not a curated record
AUUCAUCUAUCAACUAGUACGCAGGCACGUGACGCAUUUUGUGGAAAGUGAUGUGCUGGAGUGGUUCUUUCGUUGAGCGCGGCAGUCGCAACGCUGCUCCGUGUUGCCUUAUCUGUCAAAAGUGACAAGCCCGAAAGCGGACCGGGUGGCUCCUGCCGAGAUCCAGGCGACGCAAUGGCGCACUGGUUUCAUCGUAACGUGUUGAAAGCGACGUCGAAUCAAAAGUUCGAGCUUAAAGUCGCCAGUCCUACGGACGCCACUAGGAAACUAUGCAGUGACUUAAAGCUGUCAAGGGCCAGACUUCUAGAUUUAAUUAGAAACGCAAACAAUACCAGCGAUUCUAUAGAGCCUGCAUUUCUUAGUUAUUUAAGUUUGUUGUAUGGAUUUCUAUGGGAAAUCAAGCCAUCUGAGGAAGAGGCGCAACAUGUCGGCAGACCCAAUCCUAGCAAGCUCAGAAAUGUUCUUGUAUUUAAAUGGACACAUACAUUGCUUGGUGGUGGCACAUUCUCUAGCACCGAUUCUGUUUAUGAAGCAGCUAACAUGAGCGUUAAUGUAGGUCUAUGGUUUAUGAAACAUGCAGCGAUGAUUGCUGCAAAAGAUGAUAUAACAAUGAACGAGGCUAAAGAAGUACAUAGUUUGUUAAGACGAGCCGCCGGUAUAUUCACCUUCGUGCAGACUGAAUUUUUGCCACAGUUGGCUAAUCCACCACCUUUGGGAAGUGAUUUGGAUCCUCGUGUGCUUAAUGCAUAUGUCAAUCAAUGCACUGCAGAAGCGCAAGAAGUGACAGUGGCUAGAGCGGUAGAGCUCAAACAUAAUUCUAGCUUGAUAUCAGCUUUAGCCAAUGAAACUAGUAAGUUGUUUCUGGAUGCUGCUAAUACUCUUCGUCCAUUUAAACCAGAAAUAACUGAUCAAUGGAUAAAAUAUCUAGAACUCAAGGCGGCAUUUUAUCAAUCUUAUGCUUAUAAUUAUUGUGGUGAAAACUUAUUAGCAAUGGAUAAGUGUGGCGAAGCGAUACGAGCGAUGCAGGAGAGUGAUUCAUGUUUGAAGAAAGCGAAAGUGCUCUGUCAGGAAUAUGGGAAAACGAAUGGGCCUGCGCCUCGCGUUAAACCGGAUCAGCAUGCUGUAUUUAGACGCUUGGCGCCCAUAGUGAAACUUACACUCGAUAAGUGUAAUCGGGAAAACGGUUUGAUAUAUCAUCAUACAGUACCAGGAGAAGUUCCAGCUUUAGAUACGAAAGCAACUUACGGCUUGGUCAGUCCAAUUGACUUCCAAAUGCCGUCACCAAACUCUAUAUGGAAUUUGGGCACGUAUAAGGUACUAGCAGGAGUAGCUGUGGCGAAAAUAGAAAAGGAGCAGACUUUGCCGCCAGUUAAAGAAGAAGCGAUUCAUCAGAGUAGCAAAGAGCCGAAAAAUGCAAGCGGUUGCAUGUUACAAUAAGAUUUUCCUGCAAUGAUGUAGGCCAUUUGUAAAUGCUUUUUGUUUUCACAGUGAUAUUAAUUUUAGUUGCAAUAUAGACAUGUGUAGACGAUGUUAAAUGACACACGUAUAUGCGUGUCACACAAGUACAAAUCUUGUUGCGAAAUAUGAAGUAUUGAUUAAGAGAUAAAAAGAAAAAUAUCUCUGUAAUAAGAAAUUAAUAAUUAUUUAUUAUUAUGCUAAUACGUUUCAUCGAGUAUUAAAUUUCAUGUUACGCAACGGGAAUAGAUAAACGACUAUAAAAAAGACUAAUCUAGCUAUAUCUAUUGAUAUAAAUUUAUAUUUGCUUCGUUCUGCACAUGUCUGAAUUUUUUUAGAAGCAAUUUUUAUAUUGGCGUCAACGUGAAAUAACAUGUGAUUCACAUAUAAUUUACUUUUAUCGUAUUUAAUCGAUGCUAUCGCUAUCUGUAUGUGAUUCUUUACAAAUAAUUCUUUACAAAGUAAAGAAUUGUUAAUGUUGCAGAUAUUAUUUUAAUCGCUUUAGUCCGACCUAGUCAGUGUUUUAAUGAAACUAAAUUUUUUAAUCGACAAUACGAAGAAGAGAAUUUCGUAAGCAAUGUGCACAUAGUGCACAGUAUUAGUACGCAUGUAAUAUAACGGAGAGACAUGUGUAAUCUUUUUCUACAUAUUUUUUAUAAACUAUAGGUUUAAACGCAAAACGUUCAAUUCAGAUUAUAGAGAUAUUAUAUAUACAAAAGUGUUUCAAAAACAAAAUAUUAAACUAAUGCCAAGCAUUAGUUAUUGCUAAAUUAAAACAAUUAUCUCUGUUAAUAAUUAUUAUUUAAUGAUAAAGCAUUUAUAUAUACCUGACCAAUAUAUUAUUGAUAUUAAUUAUUGAAAUUAAAAAAUUUACAGGUCACUCUACCUGAUAUUGGCUUUCAAAAGUUAUAUAUACACGAUAAGAAAUUUCGUUAGCUGUUAAAUAAUUUAGGAGAAUAAUUUUUGUGUGUAAUAUAUAUUAUCGAGAUCAAUGUAGCAAUAUCUUGUAACGUAGAUAAUAAAGAAUAUUAAAUCACAAUCUA